Trametes versicolor FP-101664 SS1 is the source of this 1976-nucleotide messenger RNA. RefSeq names its product eukaryotic polypeptide chain release factor 3. NCBI's taxonomy places the organism in Eukaryota, Fungi, Basidiomycota, Agaricomycetes, Polyporales, Polyporaceae. Gene Ontology annotation, molecular function: GTPase activity; GTP binding; translation release factor activity. The transcript has 5 exons. Gene Ontology annotation, cellular component: translation release factor complex. The record is from RefSeq and is a predicted model, not a curated record. Gene Ontology annotation, biological process: translation; nuclear-transcribed mRNA catabolic process, deadenylation-dependent decay; translational termination. The coding region runs from base 72 to 1850 and encodes 592 amino acids.
GCGACGUUCUCUUCCAUCUCGGCCGUUUCAUAUUCUUCCGAUAUCCUCUCUGUUGUAUACCAACUGUAUCCAUGAGCAGACUCAACGCAAACGCCUUCUCUUUCGUCCCCGGCCAGGGCUUCCUGCCUCCUCGGCAACCCUCCCAGCCUGAGCAACCCCCUCUGCAGCCGAUAGAACGUCCCGCUCAGACAGAGGCUCCUCCGCCUCCACCUACUAUCACUCUCAGCAUUGGUGGCUCCAAGCCCGCACCGAAACCUUCGUCGCGCCCUCCAUCACCACCGCCUACCCUCACCAUCGGAUCCAAGCCUGCCCCCGCCCCCGCACCAGCUGCCGCAAAGCCUGCCGUACCGACUGCUUCUGCCAAACCAUCUGCGUCUCCUGCCCCCGCUUCAACACCCGCCAAGUCCUUCACUCUCGAACGCGCAAAGACAGAUACCGCUGUCAUUGCCCAGGAAGUCAAGAACGCUGCGGAUGAGGAAACUCUCAAGGAUCUGUUUGGACACAUCAAGGAGCACCUGAACAUCGUCUUCAUCGGGCAUGUCGAUGCCGGCAAGAGCACUAUGGGUGGAAACAUCCUCUAUCUCUCAGGAAUGGUCGACAAGCGUACCAUGGAGAAAUACGAGCGCGAGGCCAAGGAAGCAGGUCGGGACUCCUGGUAUCUCUCUUGGGCCCUUGACUCUACGCCUCAGGAGCGCGCCAAGGGCAAGACCGUCGAGGUCGGACGCGCCUACUUCGAGACCGACUCGCGGCGGUACACCAUCCUAGACGCUCCCGGCCACAAAACGUUCGUUCCCUCCAUGAUUUCCGGCGCCGCACAGGCAGAUAUCGCUAUCCUGGUCAUCUCCGCCCGCAAGGGCGAGUUCGAGACCGGAUUCGAGAAAGGAGGGCAGACCCGCGAGCACAUCAUGUUGGUGAAGACAGCCGGUGUAUCCAAGGUCAUCGUGGUCAUCAACAAGAUGGACGAGCCCACUGUGCAAUGGUCCAAGGUCCGGUACGACGAGAUCAAGGACAAGCUUACACCGUUCAUCAAGGCGGCCGGUUUCAAUAUCAAGACGGACGUUACCUUCAUCCCUGUAUCCGCAUACACCGGCGCAAACUUGAAGGACAGGGUAGCCAAAGGCGUGGCCGAUUGGUGGGAUGGCCCAGCUCUGCUCGAGCAUCUCGACACGAUGCCCAUGGUUGACCGCAAGCUCAACGCGCCGCUCAUGAUGCCGGUCUCCGAGAAAUACAAGGACAUGGGCACCAUCAUCGUCGGUAAAAUCGAGUCAGGCCAUAUCCGUAAGGGCGACUCUUUGUUGCUCAUGCCGAACAAGAACAUCGUCGAAGUCGCUGCGAUUCACAACGAGAUGGAAGACGAGAUCACGUCCGCGAUGUGCGGCGACAACGUCCGCAUCCGUGUGCGCGGGGUCGACGACGAGGACAUCAGCCCAGGAUUCGUGCUCACGAGCCCGACCAACCCCAUCCAUGCGGUCCGCCAGUUCGAGGCGCAACUGGCGAUUCUUGACCACAAAAGCAUCAUCUGCGCUGGCUACUCGGCCGUCAUGCACUGCCACACGCUCGCAGAGGAAGUCACCCUCGCCGCGCUCCUACACUACUUCGACAAGGCGACCGGCCGCAAGUCGAAGAAGCCCCCACAGUUCGCGAAGAGGGGCCAGAAGAUCGUCGCGCUGAUCGAGACGACUGAACCGGUGUGCGUCGAGCGAUUCGUCGACUACCCGCAGCUCGGUCGUUUCACGCUUCGAGACGAAGGGAAGACGGUCGCCAUCGGCAAGAUCACGAAGCUUGUCGAUGUAGGCACGAUCGAUGAGGCCGCAGAGGGCGUCGCGAACCUCUCCGUCUCGCAUGCUUGAAGAGGACACUUGCAGCUAGAAACCAACCUGUAACACUAACGCGCAAUCUUCGCAUGCCGUCACGACAACUAUGUAGCAUUCCACUAUCCGAUACAUCAAGAACACAAGCGAUCAUAUUACCAAAAC